GGCGCCGGAAGCGGCCGUUCGACGAAGGGACGUCGCGUCGCAGGGUCUAGAGCAGCUGCUGCGGAGCCGCCGGACGGACCGCCUGCACCCGCCUGCCCCUCCUGCCCCGUCUGCCCCGUCUGCCCCGCCAUGGCUGAGAGUGACUGGGACACGGUGACAGUGCUGCGCAAAAAGGGCCCCACAGCCGCCCAGGCCAAGUCCAAGCAGGCCAUCUUAGCAGCUCAGAGGCGAGGAGAAGAUGUGGAGACUUCCAAGAAAUGGGCCGCCGGCCAGAACAAACAGCACUCAAUCACCAAGAACACAGCCAAGCUGGACCGGGAGACGGAGGAGCUGCACCACGACCGGGUCACCCUCGAGGUGGGCAAGGUCAUCCAGCAGGGCCGCCAGAGCAAGGGGCUGACACAGAAGGACCUGGCGACGAAAAUCAACGAGAAGCCGCAGGUCAUCGCGGACUACGAGAGUGGCCGGGCCAUACCCAACAACCAGGUGCUGGGCAAAAUCGAGCGAGCCAUCGGCCUCAAGCUCCGGGGGAGGGACAUCGGGAAGCCCAUUGAGAAGGGGCCCAGGGCGAAAUGAACACAAAGCCUCGAAAUCAGUGCGUUCCGGCUGAGCUCACCUGGCUGGUUGCCCUCGACCACCUGCGGCAGCGCGUUCUCAUCACGCGGCCGAGCGGACCCGGCGGCAGCCCUGCCCGGACCCCUCCACCCACGCCUGCUGUCAGACUAACAAACAGAACCUUGCAAAGUGUCCGCCACUCCUCGUCGUCCCCCCACCCCCCCCCCCAGGCCCCGUCCCUGUCCCGUCCCUCCAGGGGGCGCAGAGCGCUGCCUUCCUCUCCCCUGGCUCUGCCCAGUCGCCGCUGUGGCUCCCGAGGGGACCACCUCCCGCGGGUGGGCGGCCGGACCGUCGGGAGAGGAGCUGCCCCUGCGCCCGGCUCGCGGCGACGGCAAUAAACGUGUGUUGCCCUCCCUG
This is a messenger RNA of Phacochoerus africanus (Common warthog), 972 nucleotides long. RefSeq names its product endothelial differentiation related factor 1 (gene EDF1). Bases 130 to 576 code for a protein of 148 amino acids. Lineage: Eukaryota; Metazoa; Chordata; Mammalia; Artiodactyla; Suidae. Gene Ontology annotation, molecular function: DNA binding. The transcript has 5 exons. Gene Ontology annotation, cellular component: nucleus. The record is from RefSeq and is a predicted model, not a curated record.